Messenger RNA from Xiphophorus hellerii (green swordtail), 2309 nucleotides. RefSeq names its product G2/mitotic-specific cyclin-B2-like. Gene Ontology annotation, molecular function: cyclin-dependent protein serine/threonine kinase regulator activity. Lineage: Eukaryota; Metazoa; Chordata; Actinopteri; Cyprinodontiformes; Poeciliidae. The transcript is spliced from 8 exons. Gene Ontology annotation, biological process: mitotic cell cycle phase transition. Bases 882 to 2036 code for a protein of 384 amino acids. The record is from RefSeq and is a predicted model, not a curated record.
UAUAACCGGUUAAUGUAUGAAUCAUCUAGAAACAUACAAUUAGUGACAAAUAUUUAUUAUUAAAAUGUUAAAGUACUUGUCUCAUUUUAGAGAAUAUUUGGUACAAACAGGAAGUUGCUGUUUAACACACUGUGAAGAAGCAUGUUGUUAUACAUGGAGGCAACCAGUUUCAUUUACUUGAGUGACUUUUUGAAAACGAAAGUACUUGUAGGAGUAUUUUUACUGUACGUACUCUUACUUCAGUGAAGUUUCUGGCAACCCAGAAACGCAUCAGACACAAACCUACAAUUUAUGUUUGAGUGAGAGCUCUUGUUUACACACCAGCUUUGUUGCUGUGCACUGUUCUAAUUUAUAUACAUUAUCAACUGAAAGUACUGGUUUCAAAAGCUUUUUGUUGUGAAAAACAGAUUUUAACAUGAUUAUUACUUUGAGUGAUGUGAUAUAAUUUUACACUUUUUUAUUAUUUAAAGUAAAAACGUAAUUUUAUAUUUUAUCUGUCGGAUUAUAUCAUAUCUAUAAAUUAAAUCAAAUGAAGAAGUAAUACUCAAUAACUAAGUAAUGUUUUUUAUAGAGGAAUACUUUACACUUGAAGCAAAGUAAAUAUAUAUAUAUACAUAUUGAUCUUCAGAAGGAUAUUUCGCUACUAGUAUGAAGUAUUUCUGCUGUUUACCUAUGUCAUUUAAACUUCCUAUUGUCAGCCAAUCAGCGGCCUCCUAGCCUCAGCUGCAGCCAAUAAGCGACCUCUUAGCCUAAGCCAUAGCCAAUCAGAUCCUCCGCAGCGCUAUUUGAACGUCCUGCGUGAAUCGUGCUCUGUAGUUUCAGCUGCUGUGGAUCUUCUCCGGUUCUGGUUCUGAUUCUAGUAUUCAGGAUUUUAUCUCGACAUGUCUGCUGUGGGGGUUCGAGCUGCGCCGCUGCAGGCCGCAGAGGAGCCUCUGAAGAAGGGGAAAAGCUGCGCAGCUCCGAGGAGAGUUGCUCUCGGAGAGAUCACCAACAACACCGGAACACUGGCCGAUACCAAGAGGACCAGAUCAUCCAAGAAGUCCUCCAAGCCUUCCUGCUCCCAGAACCCCAAACGGAUCCCAGAGGUCGCGGCCCGGGUCACGGAGCCGCUCCCGGGUCUCCCAGAGGAUCCGUCCCUGGAGGUGGAGCGGGAACUGUGCCGGGCUUUCUCCGAGACGCUGCUGCCGGUGCUGGACGUGGAUGAGCAGGACGUCGCGGAGCCGCAGCUCUGCUCUCACUACGUCAAGGACAUCUAUGCCUACCUGCAGAGUCUGGAGGUGCAGCAGGCCAUCCGGGCCGACUACCUGAAGGGGUCGGAGGUCACGGCAGCCAUGAGGGCGAUCCUGGUGGACUGGUUGAUCCAGGUCCACUCCCGCUUCCAGCUGCUGCAGGAGACGCUGUAUCUCACCGUGGCCGUUCUGGACCGCUUCCUGCAGGUCCAGCCGGUGUCCCGCAGGAAGCUGCAGCUGGCGGGCGUGGCCGCCAUGCAGGUGGCCUGUAAGUACGAGGAGAUGUUCUGCCCGGAGGUGGGAGACUUCGCCUACAUCACGGACGACGCCUUCAGCAAGGCCCAGAUCCUGGAGAUGGAGCAGCUGGUGCUGAGGAGGCUCGGCUUCCAGCUGGGGCGCCCGCUGCCGCUGCACUUCCUGCGCCGAGCCUCCAAGGUGGCAAACACCGACAUAGAGAAGCACACUCUGGCCAAGUACCUGAUGGAGCUGACCCUCCUGGACUACCAGAUGGUCCACCUGCGGCCCUCUGAGGUCGCCGCCGCCUCCCUGUGUCUGUCCCAGCUUCUGGUGGACGGCCUGCCCUGGUCUCCCACGCAGCAGCACUACUCCACCUACGACGAGGCCCACCUGCAGCCAAUCAUGCAGCAGCUGGCAAAGAACGUGGUGCUGGUGAACGAGGGGAAGACCAAGUUCCAGGCGGUGAGGAAGAAGUACUCCAGCAGCAAACUGAUGAAGAUCAGCCUCCUUCCUCAGCUGAACUCCUCCAUCAUCCAGAAGCUAGCGGCUCCUCUGCUAACGGAGGCCUGAGACCCGGAACGUCUUCCUGGACUUUAACUUUUUGCACUUUAGUUUUGGAUUUGUUCUCUUGCGUUGGAGCUUUUUUAUUAAAAUGUUUUUAGAAACUUUAAUAAUUUUGUAGUAUUCUUCAGGAUCUUGUUCCUUAAACUGUUUGUGAACAUGACCUGCAGAAGUUUGUCUGCAAGCAACUUCUGUGGAAACAAAAUCUAAGACUUAUUUUAUUUUUAAAUCAAGAAGUCUGGUUUAAUUUGUUAAACUGAAAUAAAACUCGUUUUAAAAACA